AGUUUCCGAAAAUGACAUUUUUUGUUUUGUACUCUUUCUGUGCAGAGUUUGAAAGUUGAAACUCAUAAAUAUAAGCUAGUGUCUACUGGCUAGUGUCCUCUCCUCACAUUGUUUCAUAACAUAACAGCUUUAAUUCAAACACCCCAUUUCUCUAUUCUUCUUUUUUUGUGCCAUUCCUAGUUUCUUGAACUUCCUUGUUUUUUUUGGUUUCUGGGUAUCUUUCAAAUACAAACAAUCCCUCAAAAAGCCUCAAUUUUUUUAGUCUUUACUCAUUUACAGUGAAAGCUCUCUUUCUCCUUAUGUGAUGCUUUUAGAUCCUUCAACUCUAUCACUUCAUUUCACCAAGGUGAAGUGAGAUUUUGUUUUAGCUAAAAAAUCGUUAGAAGUGUGCUUCUAUCAUCAAUCAUAUCAAAUGCCAAGAUCAAGGGGAACUGAUUUGCCUCAGAGGCAGUCUCCAAGAGGUACUCAUGCACUUCGAACAUCGAGUUCGGACUCAGAUCCAUCACAUCAUCGACCAGUUACAGUCCGAAGUCCAAAGCUAGGCGACCGACGUUCUCCAAGAGGUAGUACUCAAUCUGAGACGGUAAAUCAGAAGAAGCUCGGAACUCGUAUUGCAGAUUUGGAAUCACAGCUUGGUCAGGCACAACAAGAGUUGAAAAAUUUGAAGGACCAACUAUCUUCUACAGAAGCUGAAAAGAAAAAAGCUGAGGAUGAACUUGUAAAGAAAGCUCAAUCAGUAGAAAAGUUUCAAGAGAAAAAAAGCAUUUCCAAGAAUGUUGAAGAAUGUAAUAACAAAGCUGAAAUCAAACUUCAAGAAGUUGUUAUAGAUGAUGAAAAUCAACAAGAGACUGAUGUGUUUGAAGUUCCGAUCGAAAAGUUGGAAAUUGAAUUCAGAAAACCUGUUGAUGAAUUUGAUAAGGAAACUCAAAUUCAACCAGCAAUAUCGGAUCCAGAGAAGCCUUUUGUCGAUGAACUGAAACUAAAAGAUGACAAAAUAGCGUUGUUGAAAUCAAGUUUGGAAGAGAAAAAGAAGGAACUGGAAUCAAUGAGUAAUGAAAAUGACCAUCUGAAAAGUCAACUGAACGAAACAGUUUCGAAAGUGAAAGCCUUUGAAACAAAAGAAGAAGGAAUGACAAUGCAGGUGAAGCAAUUGAGUGAAGAUUUGGAAGCAAGUAAAGGGAAUGAAGAGAAGUUGAAUAAGAAGUUGAAAUCUGUGGAAGAAGAAAAGGAAGCGUUAGAAUCAGAAAUGAAGAAGCUGAGAGUGCAGACAGAACAAUGGAGAAAAGCAGCAGAUGCUGCAGCUUCAGUGCUUGCAGGAGGUUUUGAUAUGAGUGCUGCUUCUCGAGUUCCUGAAAGGUGUGGUUCAAUGGAUAAGCACUUUGGUGGAGGAACAUUUGAGACACCUGGUGUUGGAAGGUAUCGUGGAUAUGUAGGGUCUCCUGGCAUGAUCGAUGAUUUUGAUGAUGGUUUUGGAGGUGGAAAAAAGAAGGGUUCUGGUAUUAGAAUGUUUGGUGAUUUAUGGAAGAAGAAAGGCCAAAAGUGAUUUCCGCACCUGUUUCGAUUUUCAGUGAGUUUGGCAGAAUCCCGAUGUUUCACGUGAUUCCCUGAAAAAGCUAUACAUUAGAGUUCAAACAAAAUCAGGGUGUCACCGUAAUUUUGUCAAACUUGCUAUGAUUCCAAUGAAUGGUCAUGUUUGAGUGGUAGCAUUACUAGUAUCUACAAAAGACAGUUGCUUACUGUUGUUCAUGAAUCUUUCUGGUAUUAUCUUGUUUAGUUGUUUUUGUUGAACUAUAAUGGCCAUUAAGCUUGUACUGUUAUAUUACUAUUGCAUGAUCAGUGCAAGCUAGUGAUUUGAACUUUUGAAAGAUGGUUUAUGUAAUGGUUUUUAGCCCUUUUCCAACUGAGAUGAAGGGUUUUUAAGCUAA
Trifolium pratense (red clover) is the source of this 1925-nucleotide messenger RNA. RefSeq names its product interactor of constitutive active ROPs 4-like. Lineage: Eukaryota; Viridiplantae; Streptophyta; Magnoliopsida; Fabales; Fabaceae. The record is from RefSeq and is a predicted model, not a curated record. The transcript has 3 exons. The coding region runs from base 413 to 1543 and encodes 376 amino acids.